UCUCGGUCUGUGCUUACUGUAGCUUUACAAGUGGGUUAUGGGUGGGUGGUCAUGUUUACCCCAAAAGAUUUCAUAUGUCUCUCACGUAUGACACGUUUCGUUAUCGUAUGAGAAUCUUUUCAACAUCCGCAUGAAGAUCUGUAGGAGCGUUUAUCAUGAUACGCAUCGGUCCCCUGAUCUGUUCCUUUGAUUAAAAGGCGAAUUUUGAUUCAAUUUUGAUUUUUUUUAAAGAAAAGCUAGCCAGCUUUAAGAUGGAUUUGGGUGGAAUUGGACUUUUAUUGCAAACAGUAAGCAAUGGAUCCUGAAAAGAACCGCAAGACUCACCUGUGUCUCCCAGACCACUGAUCUGGCAUCCCAUUCACAAUGUUCUUCAUCUGGACGCUGCAUAUGAACGUGUUUGCUCUGCUGGUCAGGACCACCGCAGCUGACCAAUGCCCACUUCACGAUGUCAAACCUGGGACUGUGUCUCCCGUGAUGGAUUCUUUGCAGUGCCACAAUGACUAUGUGACCCAUGUGCAAUGCACGUGGGAAGAAGAUCCACUCAUUCAUUCACAAGCCGCAGAAAACUCCUCACUCCUUUACUGGGAUACUGAUGUAAAAACACUUUGUGUUUCUCUCGGACCUGGUGUUGUUUUAUCCAAUGGGAAGAUCUCUCACAGCUGUCGCUACAACACUGGGAGGUUUAGCCUUGCAACCGAUCACAAAGUCUACUUCAAUGUAACCUGUAAAUCAAGAGGACUAUCUCUCAGUGUAGCCCAGCACGGAAAAGUUCUGGCCCCGAUUGACUUGACUGAGAAAAUGGCUAAUGGCACAGGUCAUGUGGUGUCAUGGAGAAGCCCGUAUCCUGCAUCCUCAAAUAUUACACCAACGCUCACGUAUCAGCUUCAGUACCGCAUAUCUGGCCAAGACUGGACUGUUGUGUAUAAUGGCAGUAACAACGAGUAUAUAAUCGACAAGCAACCAUUGCCAGGUUACAUUUACCAAGCCAGAGUGAGGGCCCGGGGUCCUUUAGGAAUGUGGAGCAACUGGAGCCCACUGGUGUCCUGGAGAUCCCAAGAUGAUGAAGUCUUUAAUCUGCAGUGUGAGAUAAAAGGAGAAACGGACGUGACGUGCAGCUGGCAGAUGAAGACAGUCAACUCUCAAUUCAUAUCUUAUCAUCUGUGGUGCAGUCACAAUGAUAACACUCUAGUCCCCAAGCCAUCAAAGUGUUGUCCAAAUCCUCUGCUAAAGCCGAAAGAUGCUGGGAUAACGGAGUUUAUUUGUUCUGUAAAGACACCUGACCCUUACCUGUUAACAGUUGAGCUGAGACCCGUGUACAACUCAAAAACAUUCAGCACUUCACAAAACGUUCACCCUCCACAACCCGACCCCGUGCAGGUGAAAGAGAGAGAUGGUGUUUUCAGUCUGAGCUGGUCUAUAGAUUGGUCUGCUGACAUAGAAUUCUUCGUCCAGCUGAAAAUCUCAAACAGUGAGACAUCAGUGCUCUAUAACCUUACUAGAUAUGAAGGGUUUGAGCUUCGUUCAAGCUCUCUAGAUCCUUCAACUCAAUACGAGGCCCAGAUCAGAAUAGUGCUUUCAUCUAAAGAUAGUCCCUACAGUGGUCGGCCAUCCGAAUGGUCACAGGCAAAAGGGUUUACCACAGGUCCAGCUUCUUGGUCUGUCACCACCAUAAUCUACAUAUUGAUUAGUCUGUUCGUGGCUGUGAUCUUCAUAGUUUUGUACAACGCCCUUCCAGUCUUUCACAGAAAGAUUGAAUUAUGGAAGGGAUCAAUUCCAUCACCCAUACACAGCAAAGUGAUGGAGGGAAUUAUCAAGUCCUCCUCUGGAUGGCCAUAUCUCCAAAGCGAAAAAGAGAAGACCUCAAUGUGUGUCAUACAGCCAACAGACAAUAUCAGUAUCUGCAAAAGCAGUGUCUCUGGGGAUCCACUUUUGUUUUACAAUGAGGACGUGAUUUCCAAUGCUACCCUUAAAAAAGGAUGGCCAGAUGAAACGAGCAACUCACACUCCUAUGUGGGCGAGAGCAUGUACCCGGACCAUUCAGGAAUAAGCUUCAGCGGACCCUAUAUUCUGUGCUGUGAGGAUUCCUGCGAUCAGGAGGAAAUCAUCGAUGUGUCUUCCGAUGAAAGUCACGGGUGCAUGUGUGGAACCGCUAACAAUUCUGGUGCAAUAAAUGGAGGCUAUGUUAUGACUCCUCCCACCACCAUGUCAGUAACUCGAGACCCCACCCACGUUGACAGCUCGACCAAUAAUUCAACAGAUGAACCCCCUGCAUACACCCCCAGAUUAGAUCAGGGGGGUAUUGUCCACCCUCAUCCUUCAGGUUAUUUCAUGAUGCCGUGUGUUGGCAUGAUCCAAUCAGAGCCAAAGGGAUAUGUGGCGCUGUCACAGCCUGGAACGUAACGAUGACUUUUGGUUUGCAAAAAAUCUUAAACUUUUAAUAAGAGGAGCCCAAUGACCCAACUGAAGAUGAGGGCUUGGAAGUGGCAUGAUAUUGAGCAAAACAGGUUCAGAUGUUUGCUUUAUCCAAACUGUCACUUUAUUUCGAUAAAGACCAAAUGUAUCAAUGUAGCCUACAUAAUGAAUAUGGUUAAAUCGCCAUGAAACUGAAGUAGCGUUGUCCCAUUUCUUUCCCGUGGUGACGUAUAUCCGGGUGACAUGGCUUCUGAAAUGUAAAAAAAAUGUAGAGCUGGACUUGAAUUCGUCUUUUGAGAACUGAUUGGACAGUUGGAAGUUGGUUCAUGUUGCUAUUUGAUAAUUGCUGCAAUGUUUUCCCGGACCCCGCCCACCUGCUAUGACCGGAAGUUAAGAGAGAUCGUUUCGAGAUUUGCAUUUUUGAUUAAAGAUUUUGAGGACACAUGCAUGAAUUUUUUUAAAAUAAUGAAGCUCACUAACAAGUAAUUUGUAAAAAAUACCACAAUAUUCCAAAACAAAUUACAGUUUUCAUUUCAAUUUCAUUGCGGCUUUAAAGACUGGAUGGACACGCUAAUAGAAGGACAUUUUACGAAGUGAAAGCUAGUAUGCUGUAACAAGGUCUGACCAAUAGAUGACAGUGUUGCAUAAAGUGAAUGUUUAAGAAAUGCCAGUCAGUCCGCUGUAAACAGCUAGAGCUUUAUGGAGUAAUGCAUUAGUUGACUAAUGAAUGUAUUUUUUUUAAUAUUAUUUUUUGAAUUGUUGUGUUUUAUGUAUUUUGUAAAGCUGAUUUGCAAACUGUGAAAAGCGCAUAAUACAUGUAAAUUAAGCCGCAAAUAUCAAUGCAAUAAUGCCUUACACUUUUACAUUUUUUUGUUUUUGCUGCUUAAAAAACUGCUUAAAAUACGUAGAGACUCCAUUCAGUUUCAUUCAAUGGUGAUCUAUUUUAAGUUUUUAUAAACUUAAUACUUUUGAGGAAAUUAAAGAUUACAGUUUUAAAUUUAGCAUUUUGGCUUACAUUUCUAGAAUCGGCUCAAAUGAGUGUUAUGACAACCAAAUCUAUAAUCCUCUUGCCUAAAACUUUAACACUACUUUAGUUUCUUUAGACAAUCAAUGAGAACAUCUAAGUGUACUUAUAUGUGCUAUUUUAAGACACCAUGAAUAUGAACUAAAAUGUGCUAUAAAAGUAUAUAUAUAUAUAUAUAUACACUAGUCAACAUUUGAAGUGGAUCAAAACCUUUCCUAAAAGUUGUCUUAAAACCAAUACCCAAUAUUCGUUCUUGUCUUAGGACAACUUGGAUGAAAGUUUUUGAUCCACUUCAAAUGUUGACUAGUAUAUAUAUAUAUAUAGUCACCACUUGUACAGUAGCAAACUUCGAGUUCCUGAUACAUUGUUAGCACAUUUUAGUUCAUAUUCAUGCAUGGUGUCUCAAAAUAGCAUAGAUACACUUAGAUGUUCUUAAGAUUAUCUUAAAAAGUACUAAAGAAUAUUUUUUAGCAUAUUCAGUACAAAAUUAGUGCACGUAAAAAAGCACUUUAAGUACAUUAUGGAAGUGUACUUUAUUUUCACCUGGGUAGAAACAAUCAAAUGCAUCACAACGUUUUUUUUCUCAUUUAUAAAACCUAUUUAUAUAAUUGGUCAAGCUUGUUGCUGUUUAUAAUUAAAGCUAGAUUUUUUGCUUUUUAAAAUGUUUUGUUAUACCAAAUGUUUUUUGUUUAAUAAGUUUGUUUGCAAUAUUUCUUUACCUACAGUAUUUUUUUUUACCAAGAAUUAAAGAUUUUAUUCAAGUAAAUCUUCAUCUACAUGGUGUUUUAUACCCAUUUUUAUUACACGGCUCUCUGGAAUGCUUGAUUCUGAUUGGUCAGUUGAGACAUUUGCAGGUUCGUUCUUUUCAAAUAAGGACCGCUCCAAAAUAAUAACGCAUAGCCGGACUACUUGCACGAGUAAAAUCGCUCCGCGCCAAUAAAGAUCAAUAAAGAUUACUGUCUGGCGCCAUCUUGUGACAAACACUCGACAACCACGACAAGACACAGAGAGCUUACUGAGACUGAACUUGACAAAAUAGAGCAUGACAGCUACGAAGCCAACACACAAAAAAUACAGAAUGGGCAUUAAAACUUCUCAAAGACUGAUUAAAGAGAAAAAAAUGGAGACAGACAAGUAUGAAGCAGAGGAUCUUAAUAAGGUAUUACGAUCAUUUUAUGCAUCUGUGCAAAGUUUCGCGGAAAGAUAAAAAUGUUAAUAUAAAACAAAUAUGCCAAUAAAAUGUUUCAAAUUCA
Messenger RNA from Paramisgurnus dabryanus, 4689 nucleotides. It is a transcript of the gene csf2rb, whose product is annotated as colony stimulating factor 2 receptor subunit beta. Lineage: Eukaryota; Metazoa; Chordata; Actinopteri; Cypriniformes; Cobitidae. Gene Ontology annotation, biological process: cytokine-mediated signaling pathway. Gene Ontology annotation, cellular component: external side of plasma membrane. Gene Ontology annotation, molecular function: cytokine receptor activity; protein binding. The record is from RefSeq and is a predicted model, not a curated record.